Cetraspora pellucida is the source of this 1155-nucleotide messenger RNA. Lineage: Eukaryota; Fungi; Glomeromycota; Glomeromycetes; Diversisporales; Gigasporaceae. The record is from the annotation of a GenBank genome assembly.
AUGGAUACCUGUAGCUCUUGUUAUCGUCAACUUCCUCCUGAAGAAUUCGUAUAUAAGAACAAAAUAUAUAAAACAUGUGUUAAGUGCAAAACUAGUAGAACAGAAAAAAAAAAGUUAGCUGAUGAUAUUGAUAGUGAAGAAGACCAAAUUGAAAUAAUUCCUAUUAAUGAAAUUAGUAGUUAUAUUUCUGAUAUAAUUGAUGGUUUAGAAGAUGCUAUACUUUUUUCUACGUUUUAUGUUAAACUUGAUGAAGAUACACUUACUUCUGUUAGAUCGGAUGUUACAAUAAUGGCUAAGCUGAUCGUUGAUGAAAUUGAAGAAGGUGAUGAUUUUAAAUGGGUUAAUGAGAUUGAGCGUGAAUACAAAGAAUCUAAUCGUAAAAGAACAGACCGGUUUAGUUGUAAUGAUAAAUUAACUAUAAAUAUAGAUAUUCCAGCUGCAAAUGCUAAAGUAACAUUACAGCAUGAAUUAGUACAUGAAAAGCCUGCUGAUGUCACAACACCUCUAGAAAUAAAACAGAAGAUUUUAGAAAAUUUGAAUAUGGAUCCUGUACACUUACAUACAUACCUUCGCAAAAAAUUUGACAUAUCUAAAGUUACUUCGAAACAGAUCCAAUAUUGGUGGUCAUAUUAUACGCAGAAAUUCUAUAAACAUAAUGAAGAUCAUAUUAUUUCUGCAUGUGCUCUUAUUGAAGGACAAAAAAAAAAAGAAUAUGAUCUUUGUUUUCGAUUAGAAACUACGUCAGAAAAGGUAAAAGAGUCUGAAUUACAAGAUAUUCGGUUAGUUUAUUCUAAUUUUAAACGACGAACAGAAUAUCCAUUUUUAAUCUGGGAUGGAAGUGAAACUCAAGACAUACCUGAAAAUUUUCCUAGUUUAACAUUAUGUAAUCAGAAUCUUGUUGAAGAUACUGAAAGUUCUAAAAAUACAGAGCGAUGUCAAGAAAUGAAAUCUAAAAUAGCUUUAUUAAACUCUUUAGUUAAUCAUUUAAAUAUAGAAUUGACUAAUAAUAAUUUGCAACAUGUGGAAGCUGUUGUGAAUAAUUUGGGUCGUGUCUUUACAAUAAUUAAUGAUAUUGAAAUAGCAAAAGCUAGACGGCAGCGAGUUUCAACUUGGCGAGGAUCAAAGCCAUGGACUUUAUUUUUAUCUUUAGAAUAG